Molecule: messenger RNA, 511 nt
Organism: Poecilia reticulata (guppy)
Lineage: Eukaryota; Metazoa; Chordata; Actinopteri; Cyprinodontiformes; Poeciliidae
Source: RefSeq, a predicted model, not a curated record
GGACGUCCUGCUGCUGCCUGACCUGGGAGAAGCUUUCUGGGACUAAACAUGUCCGUGUUCCUGCAGGAGUGUUUCCAGUUCAUCCUCCCCGCUCUGCCUCACGCCAUCGACCUGCUGCGCGAAGCCGCCGUUCACGUYAAAUCCACGCACGCCGCCCUGGAGCCGAUGCCCUCCCUGCUGACCAAUGCGCACGCCAACACACACACCAUGGAGCGCGGCACCCAGUGCGAGGAAGAGGAUGAAGACGAAGAGGACAGGAGGAGAGGACGGCACAACCACCACCAGCACCAUCAGCACGGCUCGUCCCACAUCACUGUGGCCGCCAUCGCCGCAAAGACGACUUAUGCGACGGUCAUGGCUAAGGGCGCCCCCUACCUGCCUGGAAACACACCUGCCCCUCCCUCUCAUUUCACCUGUUCCCAUCAGGUGAGCUGCAGCCAUCUUCCUCCUCCUCUUCCUCAGCCGUCCUGACCUGUUACAGUUUCACUCCUGACCUUCAAUUAUCAGGGAA